AUGCCCAACAGCAGCUCCCUCACGCAGUUCCUCCUCCUGGCAUUCUCAGACAGGCGGGAACUGCAGCUCCUGCACUUCUGGCUCUUCCUGGCCAUCUCCCUGGCUGCCCUCCUGGCCAACGGCCUCAUCCUCAGCGCCGUAGCCUGUGACCACCACCUGCACACCCCCAUGGGCUUCUUCCUGCUCAACCUCUCCCUCACAGACCUGGGUUGCAUCUACACCACUGUCCCCAAAGCCAUGCACAAUUCCCUCUGGGACACAAGGACCAUCUCCUAUGCAGGAUGUGUUGCACAGGUCUUUCUGCUUGUCUUCUUUCUUGGAACAGCGUUUUCCCUCCUCACUGUCAUGUGCUACGACCGCUACGUUGCCAUCUGCAAACCCCUGCACUACGGGACCCUCCUGGGCAGCAGAGCUUGUGCCCACAUGGCAGCAGCUGCCUGGGCCACUGCAUUUCUCAAUGCUCUGCUGCACACAGCCAAUACAUUUUCCCUGCCCCUGUGCCAGGGCAAUGCCCUGGGCCAGUUCUUCUGUGAAAUCCCACACAUCCUCAAGCUCUCCUGCUCACACUCCAACAUCAGGGAAGUGGGGUUUGUUGGGGUUAGUGCUUGUUUUUGUUUUGGUUGUUUCAUUUUCAUUGUUUUCUCCUAUGUGCAGAUCUUCAGGGCUGUGCUGAGGAUCCCCUCUCAGCAGGGACGGCACAAAGCCUUUUCCACCUGCCUCCCUCACCUGGCCGUGGUCUCCCUGUUUCUCAGCACUGCACCAUUUUCAAAUCUGAAGGCUCCCUCCAUCUCCUCCCCAUCCCUGGAUCUGGCCCUCUCAGUUCUGUACUCGGUGGUGCCUCCAGCACUGAACCCCCUCAUCUACAGCCUCAGGAAUCAUGAACUGACAGACUCUUUGAGGAAACUGGUAGCUACAUUUAUAGGCAAAAAUAAAGUGUGUCUUUUCUUCUGCAGAACAUUCCAAACGUAA
Chiroxiphia lanceolata (lance-tailed manakin) is the source of this 969-nucleotide messenger RNA. Its product is annotated as olfactory receptor 14J1-like. The record is from RefSeq and is a predicted model, not a curated record. The transcript has a single exon. NCBI's taxonomy places the organism in Eukaryota, Metazoa, Chordata, Aves, Passeriformes, Pipridae. Gene Ontology annotation, cellular component: membrane. Gene Ontology annotation, biological process: G protein-coupled receptor signaling pathway. Bases 1 to 969 code for a protein of 322 amino acids. Gene Ontology annotation, molecular function: olfactory receptor activity; G protein-coupled receptor activity.